Messenger RNA from Metarhizium album ARSEF 1941, 1824 nucleotides. RefSeq lists its product as uncharacterized. Bases 1 to 1824 code for a protein of 607 amino acids. The record is from RefSeq and is a predicted model, not a curated record. Lineage: Eukaryota; Fungi; Ascomycota; Sordariomycetes; Hypocreales; Clavicipitaceae. The transcript has 4 exons.
AUGAAACUCGCGAAUCUCAACUUCACGCUUCCCGAGGGAACAACAACGCAUGGAGAUCCUCGUCUGCUCUGCUUUCCAGCGACAUGGAACAGCAUUGCUGUUUUCAUAAUCGGCAACUAUGUUGCUCACGCGGCAACUGUCAAAACGCCACCUGCGAGUACGCUCUACGCAACCAUAUGGAUCAUGUUGGGAGCGUUGCUCGUGCCGUCAACGGGCCUCGUCUUCGGCAUGUCGGCCUUCUACCAAGCCAGGAAGGGCCGCAAACAGUCAGCUCUACGAAAGGCUACUCUGGCGCGCGCCCUCUGCAUGUAUGUGAGGGCUGACGACUGGUACAAACAGGCAGCCUCUAGCAGCCGGCUUCUGAAGCUCCACGCGGCAGUGGACAACUCGGCCUUUAACGGCAAGCGGGUGAUCAAUCCAUCGUGGCGUAUAUUCCACAGCAUCUCCAGACAGGGCCGCUCCGUGCUCUGGUCACUUCCGGCGCUCUGUGGCUUAUAUUUUGGUCUUUCGUUCGACCUAACAGCCCGCCAUGUGUUUUGCAUGAUGAAGGCAGCCGACGAUAGCCGCGGACAGCAGUCUGAGGGAAUGCAUCCAGUCUCUGAAGAUGUAUCCUUGUCAGACAGCACUAUUGCUGGACGGAACAGUAUUCAGUAUCCGAUUGAGACGGCGGUGAUUUACACCACUCGAGUCUCCAAUCUAGUGAAUCCCGACUCUCAAAUAUACGGCCUCGAGAAGCAUGACGCAGUGCCGGGAUAUGUCCUGGCCUAUGUGCCUAUUGACUCAAUUGUAGACCCUCUUCCAGAACCCUGCCAUGGAUUGAAGACGCUGGAGAUGUUGACCAAAAAGCGAAACACAACGAAGAGCCUGGUUGCAUUGCUCCAGCUCUGCUUCUCUGUUUUUGUUCUUGUCCGCGCCAGGGGAGACCAGGUCGCACUGUAUGGCAUGGCAGCUUUCUCCCUCUCUGUCGCCCCGUACGCCGUCAUGGCUGUCGUCGACCUCCUUGCAAAUCUCUUCGUCCCACACUACGACUGUCUAUUCCUUGUUGAGAACGACGUGUUGAGGGAAAUAACAUCACAAUACGGCCAUCGAUAUGACGACACAGUCGGCAAAGUUCGUCAAAUAGAGACGGGAGAGCCUGUAACCCUUCAUCUGCCGGGCCAGCAAGACGGAGGUCGUAAGUGGGUUUCUGGGGUUCCUGGAUUCCUGCAAGACGCGCGAUUGCGGCUGAUUUCUCCCGAUGAAGCUAUAUCUGACGGCGUCCUACCUGACGUAUGCAUCACUGUCCAUGCAGCUCAAAAGACUGAGCGGCAUAGUAGCCGGUUUGAUAAGUCUACCUCUCUCGUCGGCGUUUUGCCCUUUGGAAUCAUCGCAAUCAUCACCAAGAUGAAACUUGAUGGCCGCAACACAACAGUGACGCAGUUGGUGGUGCAACUCAUAUGGACAAGCUACCAACAAGUGUUGGGUAUCUUGAUCGCAUCUGUUCUAUUCCUGGCGCAAGGCAAAGCGGCGGUCUCUGCAUCAAUGCUCCAACAGCUAUGGACCAAGAGCAAUCGGCUGCUUACUCCAGAAUUGUUUCGUCGGCUCGGCUUUCACGGCCGGGUGUACGGAAGCCUGCACCACUGGGCGGUUCGUUUGUCGUAUAGAACCUGGAUUUACGCCAACAUUCUGCCGCUGAGGCUACUGGCGUUGUUGCGAUACCCCUUCGCGGUCGGAGAUGCUUUCUUAACCAGCCUCUUCUUCGUAUGCUUUGUCCCGGCAAUCUGGGGACUGGUCAUUGUUGGAAUGAUGUUGAAGGAGUAUGGCAACUGCAUCCGCGUGUACUAG